Molecule: messenger RNA, 697 nt
Organism: Actinia tenebrosa (Australian red waratah sea anemone)
Lineage: Eukaryota; Metazoa; Cnidaria; Anthozoa; Actiniaria; Actiniidae
Source: RefSeq, a predicted model, not a curated record
GUUUUUCUACUCACAGCCGGAAAAGCAAGAGCAUGCGCACUGCAACACGUAACAUGACAUCCGGGAACACAUCUAUUGUAGCAAGACUUGGGACAUGUGAAUAAGAAUGCAAAAAGAGUUGGCUGACUUGUAUAAUGAUAUUUUUGAGCGCGAAGACAGAUUAGUAGAGCUUUGCUUAAAGAUAAAGAAACUACAGAAACGUCACAAAUUUGUGGAGAAUAAAAAAGCGUAUUGUAUUUUAGAAGAACAAAGUAAAACAGACUAUGAAACAAAACUGAAGAAGAUUCUGGAACUUAGAAAAGACCUGCUGCUAAAAGUUAUCUGUUCUGGGAUUGCCCUUCAAGAUCGUGAAAGGGAACUCUUAGCCAUUGAACAAAAGCACGCUAAGCUCUGGUCCCUCACGUUUGAUGAUGACCCAGAAGACAAGCUGGAGGAAUGGAAACGAGACCUGCGCAAAGCGCAUUCACAGGGUGACGUCAACAAAAUAGUACCCAGGAAUAGAUAUAUGUCAGUCUUCCGCGCUAAUUAUUCAAAGGGUGACAGAGAAGAAACAGCCAAUCAAAUGUUGUUACCGUGAAAUAGUCACAUGGUUUCAACGUCAAUGUUCAUAUAAAACUCGAUAAAUAGAUAAGACGAGCGGCUGUCAGUCAAUGAUAAACAUUUUAGGAACAAUAUACUGUAAUAAAUGUAGGAAAAA